AUGGGUAGAGGGAGGGUUGAACUGAAGAGGAUAGAGAACAAAAUCAACAGGCAGGUGACUUUCUCAAAAAGAAGGAACGGUCUGAUGAAGAAAGCUUAUGAACUGUCAGUCCUUUGUGAUGCUGAGGUUGCUCUUAUCAUUUUCUCUGGCCGUGGCAAGCUCUAUGAAUUCGGAAGUGCUGGCAUUACUAAGACCCUGGAACGAUACCAGAGGUGCACUUUUACUUCUCAAGACACCAAUGUUCUUGAACUUGAAACCCAGAGCUGGUGCCAAGAGGUGUCAAAGCUAAAGGCAAAGUAUGAGGCUCUUCAGAGGACUCAAAGGCAUUUGCUUGGGGAAGAUCUUGGACCACUGAAUGUGAAAGAGCUUCAGAAUCUGGAGAAGCAGCUUGAAGGAGCUCUAGCUCAAGCCAGGCAAAGGAAGACAGAGAUUAUGAUAGAACAAAUGGAAGAUCUGCGCAGAAAGGAACGGCAUCUGGGAGACAUCAAUGAGCAACUAAGACUGAAGGUGGAAGGAGAGGGAUAUAAUAUUAAUGUGUGGAGGUGUGAGUCGGAGUCAGCAGGGGGUGUGGCUGCCCAUCCAAACUUUGCCUUCCAGCCUUCUCCUCACACCAACCCUAACCCUCUGGAUUGUCCUCCCCACCCUUUCCUGCAUAUUGGGUACCAUAAUCAUCAGUACGUUGAAGCAGCAGAAACAUCCAAUAAUGCUGCUUCCAAGGCCAUGGCUGCUGAAACUAACUUCAUGCAGGGAUGGCUUCUCUGA
Molecule: messenger RNA, 762 nt
Organism: Neltuma alba
Lineage: Eukaryota; Viridiplantae; Streptophyta; Magnoliopsida; Fabales; Fabaceae
Product: MADS-box transcription factor 6
Exons: 8
Coding region: 1-762 (253 amino acids)
Biological process (GO): positive regulation of transcription by RNA polymerase II
Cellular component (GO): nucleus
Molecular function (GO): protein dimerization activity; DNA-binding transcription factor activity; RNA polymerase II transcription regulatory region sequence-specific DNA binding
Source: RefSeq, a predicted model, not a curated record